UUUUUUCAUCGGCGGUGGUAAAAAUGACAAAUUUCCCAAUUUGUCCUCUAAUUCCUGUUGCACUUCCAAUUCUUCCAUGAUUGAAAAAAAAAAAUUCUUCUUUCAAAAAUCAAAACAUUCGGGUAAAACAACUUCGGAAGUAAGGUCAGUUACACUUGGAUGAUCUUGUCUUCUGUAUGGACCUCGAAUAAAUUUUUGCGGAAAAGAUGAACAUAUUCUUCCACUUUUACCGCCAAUGUACGAUGUCAUGCGACAGGAAGAAGGACACCAUAAUACUGUCUCUUCUUGUUCGUGAAGAAUAUUUUCUUAUAUGCACACGCACAAGACUUCGCAUCCGGACGCUACGAGAAUAUUAAGAUAUAGGUCAAGUGCGGCCGGUACCGCGUAAGGAAUCAUGCACUGGGGAAGGACAAUUAUAUGUACUGGGCAAUAGUCGAAGAAACACUUGCAAAGAAAAUCAAAUUAAUCACUAAUCCCUCCUCCCCCCUUUUUAAACAAGUGGCAGGCCGUUGCUAAUAUUUCCAAGGAGAUUUUGUUGCCCUGGGCAAUCAUCAGAAUACUUUCAAGGACCUACCCUCAGGGCAUUAGAUGGGUGAAGAGGAAAAAAAAAAUGGGAAGUGGUUUGCAACGUAAUUAGAUGAACAGGAUUGUUUACAGUACAAUAAUUCUCGAUUUCAUGAAAAUUCAAUUGACUGCACGUUUACACGCUCUGAAGGUUACGGCUGUCAAGUCAUUAGAUCCUGGUCUACGGGAUUGAUCUUUAACGCGCUUAGAAAUGAUGUUUCGCUAAAAUACUACCAAUCCCCUCUCUAUUAAUAUAAUUGAAACGUCAUCACUGUGGUAAUAAAUUUUUUUGGAAUAAAAUGGAAAGUGAAAAAAAUUCACCAGUGGAAGAUAAAGAUGUUAAUGAAUCUUUAGAUUCAGUGCAGGAAGAAAAUGCAUUAGUUGAAAAAGCAACUGAAGCAACUGAAGAAAUUGGCGAUGAUUAUGGAUGUGAGCACUAUAAACGAAAAUCAAAAUUUGUGACACCAUGUUGUAAUAAAGUUUAUACAUGUCGAUUUUGUCACGAUGAACAGGAAACGCAUACUGUUAAAAGAAAAGAGGUCACUGAAUUAAUUUGCGUUUUAUGUGAUACUCGUCAACCAGUGCAGGCCACAUGCCAAAAAUGUCACUGUCGUUUUGGCAAAUACACCUGCCUUGAAUGCAACCUGUUUGAUGAUGUUGAUAAAAAACAAUAUCAUUGUAAUGGUUGCGGUAUAUGUAGACUUGGAGGUCGUGAUAGAUUUUUCCAUUGUGCCAAGUGUAACAUGUGUUUACCUGUGGAACUGCAAAAUGGACACAAGUGUGUGGAAAAUGUAUCGCACUCGAAUUGUCCCGUUUGUUUAGAUUUUAUUCAUACAAGUCGUAUUCCAUGUCAUAUACCAACUUGUGGACAUUUACUUCAUGGAAUUUGUUUUCAAGAUCUUCUUCAUUCGGGACAUUAUGCUUGUCCAACUUGUCAAACUUCGCUUCUCGAUAUGACUGAAUUGUGGCGAUUUUUGGAUAGCGAAGUAAUUCUCACUCCAAUGCCACCUGAAUAUGAAGAUAUAAUGGUUGAAAUUCUCUGCAAGGACUGUCAUAAAGAAUCAACUGUUAAAUUUCACAUAGUUGGCCUAAAAUGUCUAAGAUGUGGAAGUUAUAAUACUUGCAGAAUUAAGGAAACUUCCGGUUUGUGUAACAAUCAAGCAGGUGAAGUCGCGAGCGGAAGCGGUGAAGCUGAUCAUUGAUAAAAAAAAAAAAUGAUGAAUGGCGAAAUCAUUAAUUUGAAUUCGAAAAAAAAACAUUCCAAGGUUAAAAAUCACAUUAUUUAUGAUAGUGUGAUAUUUUGGUAAUAUUUUCCUUUUUUUAGAUAAGUAUUCAAAGUAGACAAUUUUAUUCUCAUAUCACACGUAGAUUGAUUUCAAUUAAGAAAUUGUAAUAUAUAUAUAUACAUAUAGGUUUUUAGAUUUUUUAAAUUAGUCAAUAAUUAGGAUCUAUUAAUGGUUUUUCAACAAUUUUUUUUUUUGCCAAACUAAAAAAGAAGUUUAAAAAUUUUCUUCAAUUAUAAAUACCAACGAUCUCUAAUUUUACUUUUUUUAGUUAAUAGUAAAUCAUUUAAAUUUUGUUAUUUUAUCCUUUUCUAUAGAUUAUUUUUUAGCAUUUAAUACUUGUUUUUUUUUUUAAUUAUCUUUCACAAUUUCUAAUUUUAGUUACUUUUUACAAUUUUAACUUUCAAAAUCCUUUAUAAUUUGUACUUUUUUAAAUACUUUUUUUUUCUAAUUAAAAGGAAUUAUUAUUAACUGAUUUUAAUUUCCGAAAGUAUUGUAUUUUAAGACAAGUCGUUUAUCAAAAAAAAAAAGGUUUGUUAAUUGUUUUUAAUAUUCUAGAUAUAAUUAAUAAUUAGAAGAGAUAUUGCAAUUGUUUGUUAAAAAAAAAAUAUGAAAGAUUUUCUCGUUUUUUCCAAUGAAGCUUUUAAAAGACAUUUUUCUUGAUCAUUGAUCAAAAAUAGGUUAAUAGUUAAAAAAUAAAAUUUUUGAAAUAUUGUUCUUUACUAGAUUAUUAUUAUUAUUAUAUAAUGCUAUUAAAUUGUAUAAGUUUUAUAAUUUAUAAAAAUUUGACCAAUUUUCGCUCGUUGAAAAUUUUGUUACCGUAUGAAAAUAAUUAUAAUGGUAAAAAAAAUAUAUAUAUAUAUUUCAAUAUAAUUUUAUUAGUUUAGAAAUUUUUAUAAAUGAUUUUAUCAAUCAUAAACAAAAAAAAAAAAAUUCAUCAUUCCAUAUUAGAAAAAUAUCUUAAAUAAAAUUUUAAUUUAAAAUAAUUCCAAUAAAUGUAAUAAUUAUAUAUAUAUAUAUAAAUGUAAUUCAUUCCGUAAUUGUGUCUUCGUUUUAGUGUCGACUGAAAUUUUAUUCAUGCUGUGUUACUCGAUAUAUAUUAAAUAAAAUUUGCACUUUGUGAUCAGUAAA
Molecule: messenger RNA, 2978 nt
Organism: Leptopilina boulardi
Lineage: Eukaryota; Metazoa; Arthropoda; Insecta; Hymenoptera; Figitidae
Gene: Rchy1
Product: RING finger and CHY zinc finger domain-containing protein 1
Exons: 9
Coding region: 864-1766 (300 amino acids)
Biological process (GO): protein ubiquitination; ubiquitin-dependent protein catabolic process
Cellular component (GO): nucleus
Molecular function (GO): zinc ion binding; ubiquitin protein ligase activity
Source: RefSeq, a predicted model, not a curated record